AUGAAACAGGUGGUCGAGGUUCCGCUUGUUAGCACCGCAAAAACGCAGUUUUGGGCUUGCGUGGAAACUGACGACAACAAGUAUACGUCUUUUUCUCUCGUGAGCCGUCCCAACGAGUACGGGGAUGCUUCUUUAGAUCCGCAACUAACGCGGGGUCAGAAGGACAUCUUGAUAGUCGACUCGAUAAAAUCAGGCACUGGAAGAGACUCGCGGAACAACUUUGGGAAGAAUGUUUUGGAGCCGCUUUUUACCCUUCUGGGUAUCCCGCAUAAAGUGGUCAGGACUCAAGACAGCGACGCCGCUGGACAAUUAGGUCACACUUUUCAGCCAUCCACUGAAAACACAAUUUUAAUAUUUCUGUCAGGCGACACCACUAUCUCAGAGUUUCUCAAUGGCCUCAAUCGAAGGGUUUUUGAAGGAUUAAGGCACACUCUGAGUCUCGUGCCCCUUCCACUUGGAACUGGAAAUGCAUGGGCGAACUCAUUGGGGCUUCGCUGUCCCGCAGCCUCGCUUUCAUGUUUCCUCCAAGGCCAGUUGACACCCCGAAAGUUCCCGCUUUACAAAGCGACAUUCCCAAACGGUUUUGAAAUGAUCUUUUUCAUAAUCCUAUCAAUCGGCUUCCACGCAAACCUGCUUCACCUAUGUAAACAACAGCGUUUCCAGUCCCUCGGGGUCGAGAGGUUUAAAAUUGCUAGCCUGGAAAUUCUCCAGAAAUACCCUUUGGAAUAUCGGCUGCAAGUCUCGGGCUUGCCUACACGCGAUUACUCAUACUUUGCUCUAAUUAAUACACCCAACUUGGAAGCAAGCUACAAGCCCUCCCCGCAAUCGAACUCACUACAUUUCCAGCUGCACGUUCUUGGGUACUCUUCUAAAUUGCAGCAAGCCUCUUUGGUUAGCAAAAUCAUGAAAGGUUAUUCAAAUCGAGCGGGAGAUGAUAUUAGCGGGGAUGGAGUAAUAUAUGAGCCUUACAAUCAUGCUUUAGAGGUUGUAUUUGACCAAGUACCAGAAAAUGUCUCUAACACUUACUUUGAGAUAUGCUGCGACGGACAUUUAUUGAAUAUGUUGUCUCUACAGCCACAGGACCAGAAGUUUGACGGCCGUAUCCGCAUUCAAUUUCUCAAGAAUUUUUCGUCUUUUGAGUUAAAUGUUAUGGUACCUUAA
Lachancea thermotolerans CBS 6340 is the source of this 1161-nucleotide messenger RNA. Its product is annotated as KLTH0E01012p. Bases 1 to 1161 code for a protein of 386 amino acids. Gene Ontology annotation, biological process: sphingosine biosynthetic process. The record is from RefSeq and is a predicted model, not a curated record. The transcript has a single exon. Gene Ontology annotation, cellular component: membrane; cytoplasm; intracellular membrane-bounded organelle. NCBI's taxonomy places the organism in Eukaryota, Fungi, Ascomycota, Saccharomycetes, Saccharomycetales, Saccharomycetaceae.